GUGAAACAUGUUAAUCCUAUUCUUCUGUGUUACAUAUAUAUUUUAGUUUAGUGUUGUGAUGUAAAUUAAAUAUUUUUUAUCUUAAAAGCCUCUCCUUUCUGUGAGUAGUGUGUAGAUGUACUUAGGAAAAAUACUCCCGGAUAUGCUUUGGAGAAGAAAGAAGAUCGAAUAAAAAGUGGCAAUACUCGAAGAGGGGGAAAAAAAAGAAAGUCUCGCCAAAUACGUACUCCUUCAGUCCCUGUUGUGGAUUUUGCACUGAGUAAGAGACACAGCGAGGCACAGAAAGCAAUUUGUUUUCUUAGUUACUUGCCAAGGCCUAGAGCUGCUUUUCCUUUAGCAACUACACAUACCCGUAGCUGAGCGAUGCGUACAUAUGAGGAAAACUCUUGGGGAUAGCCUUGCAAGAGUACAGCUAUUUGAACAAAGUCUUCAGGAAUGGUUGUCAAGCCUUUUCUAGGUCAAUGGAUACCGAGAACAUAACGCUGGGCUUUGAAGACUAUUUGGUCAAUGACACCAUUCUUAGUAACUUCACCUUCAAGACACCGUAUCGCAGGACUUUCUCAUCUAAUAUUAUUGGUAGCUUCAUCACUAUCGUCAUAGCUCUGACAUCAAUCUUGGGCAACACAGCAGUAGUAACAGCAUCAUUCUGGAGUGAAACUCUUCGAGUUCAAACAGGCAACCUCCUUGUUGUAUACUUAUCCAUCAUAGACAUUUUGACUGCCAUUUUGGUGAUGUUUCCGUCGGCUAUCGCUGUAGCGAUUGACUACUGGCCACUUGGUUGGAUAGCUUGUAAAAUGCACGCAGGCUUCAACUACACCUUUGCUUGCUCAUCGUCUUUUAAUCUGGCUCUCAUAAGCUUCGAUAGAGCAAUAGCCGUGCUGCAUCCCUUCAAAUACCGAACAAUGAUGACCACAAAAGUCAUGAUUGGCGGAUGUUGCCUCAUAUUCUUCCAGAGCUUUGCUAUAGGUUUAGCUUGUGGUUUGCCUUACUGGUCGCAUUAUGAUUACACUGAAGGUGUAUGCGCCAUGGAUUAUACUAGAAACAUAGCUGUUUUUAACGUAUUCAAUAUCGGUUGCUUCUUUUGUUAUUAUGUUCCGGCUAUUAUAAUAAGUAUAUGCAAUGUUCUUAUUAUCCUGGCAGCAAAUAAAUCGGGAAAAUCUAUAAAGCCGUUAUUCGUGAGGCGAAACAACAAUUCUUUGGAGAAACCAGGAAUAACGCAAGGAGAAGCUCACAUGAACAAAACCUCCAAAAGCAUGGUGUUUGUAGUUGUAACGUAUUACAUCUGUUUUAGUCCAUAUGCUUUGUCAAAGGAAGUGAAAGUGUGUUUUGGUUAUGAUAUGCCUCCUUGGCUUAAUUAUUUGGCAACGAUUUUUAUUUUCAUUGCUUCUGGUACAAAUCCAUUUAUAUAUGCAAUUUUACGAAAAGAUUACAGGGAUGCAUUUAAAAAGCUGCCCAGAAUGAUGUUCGAACGAUUUGCAACACGUUUCUGAAAGUACUUACUAACUGCUUCUAGAAUAGAGAAUCUAGAGUAGUAAUAGAUUAAAAUAAGACAGGUACUAUGCAAUAAUGACUUACGCAAAGCCUGAAAUCAUUGUAGAUGAAAAUUAAGUCUUGCAUUAUAAUUAGUACUAUCCACUGUCUCUUCUUGUUGUGAACUUUUAUUCAGUAUCAUUAAAAUUGUGUUUAUAUAUAUCAUAAUAGUGAGGCUUAUGAACUAGUUAUUGCUUUAACUAAUAAUAAAGAUAACCAUCAAUU
Messenger RNA from Stegodyphus dumicola, 1755 nucleotides. Its product is annotated as 5-hydroxytryptamine receptor 4-like. Gene Ontology annotation, biological process: G protein-coupled receptor signaling pathway. The record is from RefSeq and is a predicted model, not a curated record. Gene Ontology annotation, cellular component: membrane. NCBI's taxonomy places the organism in Eukaryota, Metazoa, Arthropoda, Arachnida, Araneae, Eresidae. Gene Ontology annotation, molecular function: G protein-coupled receptor activity.